Molecule: messenger RNA, 1552 nt
Organism: Falco peregrinus (peregrine falcon)
Lineage: Eukaryota; Metazoa; Chordata; Aves; Falconiformes; Falconidae
Gene: C5H19orf25
Product: chromosome 5 C19orf25 homolog
Exons: 3
Coding region: 107-481 (124 amino acids)
Source: RefSeq, a predicted model, not a curated record
GCGGAAGCGCGGCGCGGGCCGGUGGGCGAGGGGACGUGGCGGGGGAGCGUCGCGGGGGGGGGGGCAUCUGCCCAUCCUGGGCCCCCAUGCAUGAGGCCACCCCGUGAUGAGCUCCAAGGCCAAGCGGGUGCUGCCCACCCGCCCUGAGCCCCCCAGCGUGGAGCAGAUCCUGGCUGACGUGCAGGGCACCCACCCAGGCGACCCCAUCUUCCUCCUCCCCACGGAGCCCUGCCGGGACCACGGCCCCUCCCCAGGUGAGCAGAGAGAGCAGGGUGGGCUGGGGUCUCCACCACCCCCAGGCUCCCCCAGCCCCGCUGUGGACGAGAGGGAGCAGCUCUACUGGCAGAGCCGUUCCUACGUGGAGAUGAACCAGCGGCUGCAGGAAUCCCAGGAGCGGCUGCGGGAGCAGUGCGAGGAGCUGCGGCAGGCGGGAAUGGCCUUGGAGCGCGGCAUUUCGGAAAUGAAGCAGAAAGCUUUCUGAGCCCGGCGGCCUUAGUGCUCGAGAUCCCUCUACACAGGUGCCGGAGUUUCCUCGGGACUCCAGCAGUUGCGGUUUUGCCUGCCUGAAUCGGGGGUAGAGCCACUAGGGUUUGGUUUACGGGAGGAUCUGGCGUUGCCACGCCUUGCCGGCACCUCGCUGGCGUGUCGGAGGGGCUGUGCCACCUUGGCAGCCUGACCUUUCCCUGGGGAGCGGUGUGAUCUGCUGCCCAUGGCCGGGGUAGAGCUGGCUGGCACGGCAGCACGUUCCUGGUGCAGGAGGAAAGGCUCGGCUGCCGCCCUUGGUCCCUGCUGCCUGUGAACUUGAUCCCCCGUGGGUGGCAUGUCCUUUGCACCCUUGCGCCACAGCUUCACCUAUGACUUUUCCAUCUGGUACUGCCCUGAGGAUGACCACAUCGCCUCCCGCAUCUCGGAACGCUUGAAGAAAGAGGGUUUUCGGGGCUACACAGAGCACCAAGACCAAGUAGCCGGGACAUCCGUCGUCCUGACUGCUAUCAAGGUCAUCGAGGCCAGCCGAGUGGCCAUCCUUCUCCUCUCCGCCAAGUCACUGGGCGACCCGUGGUGCCAUCGUGUUUCCCAGUGGAACCUGUAUCACAUCAUCCACUGCCAUGGCACCAAGGUGAUCCCCGUCUACGUGGGCGUGAAGAAAGACCAGGUGCCCGGCUUCCUGCAGCACCUCCUGGAGCUGGAGUACCAGACCGAGUUCUUCUUUGACAGGCUCGUGCACAGCCUGCGAACGUCCCACUCGGCCACCAGCCGGGCCAGGCCAGCCCCAGUCCCCAAAGCAAAGAGCUGAGGGACCCAGGGUGGCUGGGGGGCAGUUUUGCAGCCUCUCUGGGGUCCGCAGCCCGGUUUUACAGCCUGUUCAGGGGCCAGCGUCCCAUAUUGCAGCCUCCUUGGGGUCUGGGGGGUGGUUUUGCAGCCUCUUUGGGGUCCCGGGGGCCGAUGGCCCUGCAGUGAUGGUGGCAGGAGCAGAGUUGUCCUGUAGUGCUAAUAAAGGUGGUGGCAAUGGGUCACCCCAGUGCUGGGGAUUGUCACAAAUCUCACUAAAACC